GGAAGGAGGUGGCAACGCGCACCCAGCCUACUUCCUCAAUUUAUCCAGAAGUUACAGCCCCCUGCCUACACUAAAGUAUUGUAGUUUCUGGAGUAUGAGGUGUUUUCCUCGCACAGCAAGCUACGUUAUACAUUUUUAAUGGUUUUGAAAGGGACCGGCAUCUCCUCAAAAUGAAUUAUCUCUCAUCAAUGUUUUGGAGUGAGAGUUUUUGGCUGCCACCGAAUGUUACUUGGGCGGAACUCGAGCACCCACCACCAGGAGAGGAGUACCCUAAAGCUGGACACUUAGUCGCCUGCUUACCGCUGGCUUUCGGCGUACUUGCUCUCAGGGUGUUAUUUGAGAGGCUAGUGGCCAAGCCCUGUGCCCAUAUACUUCAGAUUGAGCCUGGAGUGAGCCGGCGAGCCCAGCCCAAUGCUGUCCUGGAGAGGGUGUUUGCAUCCACGGCGAGUCCUGAUUCACGGCGGAUCGAGGGACUGUCAAAGCAGCUUGACUGGGACGUUAGGAAAGUCCAGAGAUGGUUCAGACUCCGGAGGAACCAGGAUAAGCCAAGUACACUCACAAAGUUUUGCGAGAGCAUGUGGAGGCUGACGUUUUAUACCGGUAUAUUUAUGUAUGCGAUUCGCCAUCUCUGGGUGUCUCCUUGGAUGUGGGACACAAGGCAAUGCUGGUACAACUACCCGUUUCAGGCACUGAGCCCUGGUCAGUACAACUACUAUGUUGCAGAGCUAGCCUUCUACUGGUCACUCAUGUUCUCCCAGUUCACAGACAUCAAAAGGAAGGAUUUCCUCAUCAUGUUUGUCCAUCACCUGGCCACCAUAACCCUCAUCACAUUCUCCUACUGUAACAACAUGCUACGGGCUGGCACGUUGGUCAUGUGUGUGCACGACGCCGCCGACAUCUUCCUGGAGCUUGCCAAGUUGGCCAACUACGCAAAGUACCAGCGGAUUUGUGACACAGCCUUUAUAGUGUUCAGCAUCAUCUUCUUCAUCACACGACUUGUCAUCUAUCCCUUUUGGGUCAUAUACAGUGUGUUAGUGGAGAGCUGGGAGAUAAUCGGUCCGUACCAGUCCUGGUGGCUGUUGAAUGGCCUGCUGCUGCUCCUGCAGGUUCUUCAUGUUAUCUGGUUCUACCUCAUCGCUCGAAUCGCCAUCAAAGCCUUAUUUAAGGGCAAGGUGGCAAAGGACGACCGCAGUGACAUCGAGAGCAGUUCGGAAGAUGAGGCAGACAACAAAAGCAAGACGAGGAACAACUCGCGUCAGAACGGUAGCGAACAGUCGCCAAAAGAGGGCAACGGCUUUGCCUACAGUGGAAAACGAGACCACUGAGAGAAGUGAACAUGAACUGGACACGGGGGGGUCCUCUGAAAUGGAUCCUCUGCUGUGUGCCACUUCAGUGGCUUCUUGCCUCUGUUGACCUGUAUGGCAAAUCUCUAUUGGCUUUCAGAAAAACGUGGCCUUCCAAAUCAUUGUGGAUGAAGACUGAAGAUAAAAUGGACAAUGAAUGCUGCCUUAAAGACCUCUAGAUAUCACUGUGUUAUUCUUGGUUUACAACUUGGCCUUUACUUAUUAGUGGAAACAGGAGUUUUUCAUAGAGGUUUUACUGGUCAAUUACUGCUUGUGCUUAAUUUCUACAAUGUCAUUUUGAUAUAAAAAAAUACUUUGAGAGCUUUAUCAGUGUAAUAUUUUAAUGGUUGUGGGAGAUUGUUAGUAUUGUGUGCCUUACUGAAAACAUGCUGCCUCCUCAUCUGAGGGAAAUAAAGAUACCAAAUAGAAAUUCUGUAUUUUUCUCAUUAAAAAUCUUUUAUUUGAA
Molecule: messenger RNA, 1809 nt
Organism: Esox lucius (northern pike)
Lineage: Eukaryota; Metazoa; Chordata; Actinopteri; Esociformes; Esocidae
Product: ceramide synthase 5-like
Exons: 10
Coding region: 171-1325 (384 amino acids)
Biological process (GO): ceramide biosynthetic process
Cellular component (GO): membrane
Molecular function (GO): DNA binding; sphingosine N-acyltransferase activity
Source: RefSeq, a predicted model, not a curated record